UUUUAUAAAAUAUACAUUAAUUUCUCUAAAAAUGGUUAGAAUUAAAUUCGAAGUUAAUGUUGUUGAGGGAUGCAAAAUGCCUGUUUUGAUGUCAGGAUCUCAUAAAUGGGUUCUUGCAGAGAUCCUAAGCAUUAAAAAGUCAGAAGAGGAUACUGAAUACUAUUAUGUCCACUAUAUAGAUUAUAAUAAAAGAUUGGAUGAAUGGGUAGGAAGAAAUAAAUUAAAGUUGGAACACAUACAAUACCCUUCAAAAGAUAUUAUAUCUAGUGUUAAUAAUAAAAUCACAAUAAAUAACAGUGGAAAUUCAGUUCAAAGCUUUAUUGUAACAAAAACAGAUAAUGAAUCCUUGUCUACAUUAUCAGUUUCAUGUAACACCAGACAUAAAUCAAUUUGUAAAGCUGAAUCCCCAUCACCCAUUACUAUGCACCCCACCAAAAGGUCAUUGCAAUUUCCAAAUAUCACAAAUACCUACAAAAAAUUAACUCUUAAAGAUGAAACUUUUCAAAACAAUGCAAAUACCAAUACUAGAAGAAGUUCUUUUAAAAUACCAUCAUCAACGCUUAAGGUGUCAAAUCUAAAUGAAUUCAAGAAAAAUGAGCAGGCGAUUUUUAGAGAUCGGGGCACUAGAAGAUUAACGAAAAACAAUUCUGCAGAAGAUAAAAAUAUAUUGGGAGAUAGGGAUUUAUUCGAAACUUCAAGUCUUGAUGGAGACGAACCUACUGGAAAGCCACCAUCAAGAGAUAUCCCUAAACUAAACCUUAACGCCCUGACCCCGAAAUCCAACGAACCCCUACCUAUAUCCCUUUUGUCUGGUAUUCAUCAAAACCCAUCUCCCAGCAGUAAUCAAACCCUCACACCUCACUUGCCAUUAAAUUUGGAAAGUGGCAAAGUAAUAGACCCAAACACUAUAAAUUCGACAAACAUGAACAUCAAAACCAACUAUGAUACGGAUAAUGCCUCCAAUUAUUCUUCUGAAGAUACUAAUAUUUCACAUAACUUGGUGACUCAUCAUAACUUAACUAAGACUAUUCAACAACUUAUAACUUGUUCUUCUACGCUCACUGUUCCUGACGGAUUAAUUCCUACUAGUGGGUUAACGGGAGGCCAACGAAAAAUGACCGGUAGCAUGACGUCAUCCCAUGCUCAUACGGCUGAGGAGGAUAUCGUAACUCGUAUCAAGAACAUCCAGUGUAUUCAGUUCGGCAGGUACAAAAUAAAACCAUGGUAUUUCUCACCCUAUCCCCAAGAAUUAACUCUUUUGCCCAUAGUGUACAUCUGUGAGUUUUGCUUGAAAUACGUGAAGAGCUCAACUUGCUUGAAAAGACAUUUGUUUAAAUGUCGUUGGCGCCACCCACCCGGCAACGAGAUUUACCGCAAGGACUGCAUAUCUGUCUUCGAAAUAGAUGGUCGAAAGUGCAAAAAAUUUAGUCAAAACUUGUGCCUUCUGGCCAAGCUAUUCCUGGAUCACAAAACACUUUAUUACGAUACCGAUCCCUUUCUCUUCUACGUCAUGACGGAAUACGACCCUAAAGGGUUUCACAUUGUCGGUUAUUUUUCUAAGGAAAAGGAAUCUUCGGAAGAUUAUAACGUGGCUUGCAUUCUAACUCUACCUCCUUACCAAAGAAAAGGUUUCGGAAAAUUACUCAUCGAAUUCAGUUACGAACUAUCCAAACGAGAGGGUAAGGUAGGCAGCCCAGAAAAACCGCUCUCAGAUCUCGGACUUCUCUCCUACCGGAGUUAUUGGAGCCAAACCAUAUUCGACAUCCUUUGCAACCUCAAACACAAUCGUAAAAUUUACUCAUCCCUAGCCAAUUCCUCAUCCAUUAACAGCAAUUCCUCCAACUUCACCCACAACUCGUCUACCGUGAACUCUAGCUGUAACGGCAAUAUGCUUGAUGUUAAUAACUCGAAUUAUGGCAGCUUGGGUAACAUUAAUAGUGUCGCGGGAGGAGGUAGUGGCGGAUCUGAGGAGACCAAUUCUCAGCCCCAGAUAUCUAUAAAUGAAAUAUCUGAAUUGACCAGUAUCAAAAAAGAGGACAUUAUUUAUACACUCCAAAAUUUGAACGUUUUGUGCUACUAUAAAGGAGCUUACAUCAUAACACUAGACAAGGAGCUAGUCGAAGAUCACAUUAAAGCCAAGAGUAAAAGAAAGUUGAGAAUAGACAGUCGAGCUAUGCAUUGGAAUCCCCGGGAUUGGACCAAAAGAAAAUAGAAAAAAUAUAUUAAGACUAAAAAUUCUUUUUGAGGUCUUCCAUUUGUAUUUCGCUUCUCUCAUUAUUAGUACUCUUUUAGCUUUAUAUUUAUAUGCAUUAAACUAUUGAAUGCUGUAGGGUUCGAAGCGAAAGCUGGGAAAAAAUAUCGUAUAUAUAAAUGAUUUAUAUUUGGAAAAAAAUAAGUAAAAUAUUGACAGAUAAAGAAAGUGGAAAAUGAUAAUACAAAAUCGUUAUAUUUUUUAAUAGGUGUUAAAAACAUUUGUAAAUAAAUACAUAAUAUAAUGCUGGAAUCAAAUU
Gordionus sp. m RMFG-2023 is the source of this 2510-nucleotide messenger RNA. RefSeq names its product histone acetyltransferase KAT5-like. Gene Ontology annotation, cellular component: chromatin; MSL complex. Gene Ontology annotation, molecular function: histone H4K16 acetyltransferase activity; transcription coregulator activity. The transcript is spliced from 14 exons. The coding region runs from base 32 to 2212 and encodes 726 amino acids. The record is from RefSeq and is a predicted model, not a curated record. NCBI's taxonomy places the organism in Eukaryota, Metazoa, Nematomorpha, Gordioida, Chordodea, Parachordodidae. Gene Ontology annotation, biological process: negative regulation of DNA-templated transcription; positive regulation of transcription by RNA polymerase II.